This is a messenger RNA of Penicillium arizonense, 3795 nucleotides long. It is a transcript of the gene nrps6, whose product is annotated as putative nonribosomal peptide synthase. Gene Ontology annotation, molecular function: phosphopantetheine binding; catalytic activity. The transcript is spliced from 2 exons. NCBI's taxonomy places the organism in Eukaryota, Fungi, Ascomycota, Eurotiomycetes, Eurotiales, Aspergillaceae. The record is from RefSeq and is a predicted model, not a curated record. Gene Ontology annotation, biological process: secondary metabolite biosynthetic process; amino acid activation for nonribosomal peptide biosynthetic process. Gene Ontology annotation, cellular component: cytoplasm. The coding region runs from base 1 to 3795 and encodes 1264 amino acids.
AUGACUAUCCCCGAUACGUCCCAAGCGUCCAACGUAGCGAAAACUGGUGCAAAUGAGUCAACAAUUCGUCCAUUCCCUCCAUUGCCCCAGGGACCCUACAAGACUGACCCGUCCCAACGGGAAAUGCUGAGCAUAGAUCUUCUGGAUGAUCUAGAGCCUCAUUGCAUGGGACUCGGUUCCCCAUACCUUCUACCAGUUGCUUGGGGUGCUGUUUUAGCUCGUUACAAGGAUAGCGAGGAGGUCAUUUUUGGUCUUGCUUACCGUGGUCGAAAAACGGCCAUGGACUGUCAAGCCAUUCUUCCAUUUCGUCUGAGAAUAUCUCCUAACGAGACCUUGGGCGAUGCAAUUACGGCUGCAGCGCAUUAUGAUGAUCGGAUGCGGAAAUACGAGUAUAUGGGUCUGGAAAAGUUCAGCGUGUUGAACCCAGGCAACAUCGUGCUCUCCAAUUUCCGCAGUUUACUGGUCAUCGGCGACAAUCUUCGAGACUUACGUGCGGAGGUUGUUGAGGAGCAGUACCCGCUCAGCUUGUAUGCGCGUGGCGCCACUGUCCAGGCGUGUUUUGAUCCCUUGGUUCUCUCCUCACAUGUGCUUCGCACGUUGCUCAUCCAAGUGGCUGAUUUUGUGCAAGCGUCAAUUGACAACGUCAAUUCGACUAUUUCGGAUCUUCAAACAGUAGGCAGAAAAGGAUUAGCCCAGAUGCAGCAUUGGCAUGUCUCUCGCAACAGGGCAGGAACGGCUGACGACGACGAUGUGCGUGUCCAUCAACUUAUCAAUGUACAAAUGCUGGGACGUCCAUCUUCACUUGCGGUGUCUGCCUGGGAUGGAAGCUUGACCUACGCCGAGCUCAAUCAAUGGGCAUCCUGCAUGUCGCGCCGUAUUGUUUUUGACAAAGUCGGCGUUCAACCGGGCCAAUUCAUUGGCCUCAUGAUUCCUAAAUCAGUGACGACUGUGGUAGCUAUGCUGAGUGUGAUCAAAGCCGGAGCUGCCUUUGUCUUUUUGACUCCAUCAUUGCCCGUUGAGAGGCUGCGAACCAUGUGUCGAAUCGCUGGAGUGCAUCGCAUACUCACGAUUUCUGGUCACCAGGAUAAAGCUGCUGAGCUAGGCGUCCCUGUCACCCAAGUUGAUGUACAACCAGCUUCAACAGAGGAAGGAGAGCCAUUUGAGAGCGAUAUCCAGUCCGGCCCUCUAUAUGCAGUCUUUACAUCUGGAUCAACGGGCGAACCUAAAGGCGUCCAAAUAAAUCGAGAAUCAUUCGGGCCUGGGGUCGCUGAAUUUUGUGCAAAGACAAAACUUGGACCGAACUCACGGAUAUUCCAGUCAGUCUCGUACGCAUUUGUGGUCAGCAUCCUCGAGCAACUUAUUGGACUGGCCACUGGUGCUUGUAUCUGCAUUCCGUCGGAGGAACAGCUGCAGAAUGAUAUGGAAGCCACCCUGGCUCAAUGCAAAGCUAAUUGGGUCACCAUGACCCCGACGGUGGCGCGGACCCUCAUACCCAGCGAGUUUCCUGUGUUGGAGAGUUUGAUCCUCGCUGGUGAGCCGAUCUCUGUCGCGGAUGUCAAGCAAUGGGAAGACUUCACAACACUUUACAGCAUGUACGGUCAGUCCGAGACAGCUAGCACUUUGCUUCUACGUCAAGUACAUGGCUCAGUCUAUGAGGCCGAUAACCUUGGCGCCCUUACGACCGGUAAAUGCUGGGUAGUGGACCCGACGGACCAUCAGCGACUGUGUCCCGUCGGAAUUGAGGGCGAGUUGCUUCUUGAAAGCACCGCAUUGGGGGUGUGCUAUCUUGGAAAUCAUGAGCAGACUGCAGCAACAUUCGUGAAGCGGCCUGUUUGGAGCCUUGAAUCGGACCAUGGCGAUCAGCCUAGGCGACGAUGGUUGUUGACGGGAGACCUUGUCAAAUAUAAUUCAUUGGAUGGGUCAAUCCAGUUGGUUGGUCGCAAGGGAACACAAACCAAGAUCAGAGGCCAACGGGUCGAACUUGGUGAGGUCGAAAGCUGUCUUCGGAUUUCUUACCCGUCUGCUCAAAUCGUCGCCGAGGUUGUAACGCUCGCAGCUGCUGAAGGUGAGAGUGAACAAUCUGCUCCAAUCUUGAUUGCAUUCACGUGUUCGGAGUUACAGCCGCCGGCUACAGCCUUUGGACUCGAGAUAGAAUCAACAGCUGAAUCCAGCGCCCACAAUCGCAAAGCUUUGGCUGAGCUCCGACAAUUGUUACCACCAUAUAUGAUUCCUAGUGCAAUUGUGAACUUGCGGCACUUGCCACGCACAGCCUCUGGGAAGAUCAAUCGAAGGGCCCUACGUGACUGGGCCGCAGAGCGAGCGGUAGAUGAGAUUCUCUGCAUUGAUGAGGAGCGUGUAGCAUUUCGGCCAGCCGACACACACGAAGAGCGUGUGCUACAGUCGGUCUGCGAGAAGGUACUCCAUCUGCCUUCUUCCAAGGUGGGACUUGACGACAAUUUCUUCCAUAUUGGAGGCGAUUCUCUCACGGCACGACAGCUGGUUUCGGCGUCCCGUUUGCAUGGUUUCCAUAUCACGGUAUCUGAUGUGUUUGACCAACCAACUUUGGCAGCAUUGGCGAGAUGUUACAUCAAAUGUGAUUCUAGAUCGGAGACUGCAAACGAAGAUGAGAAUCCCUUUGAGAGUAUAAAAAGAGAAUUGCUCCAGGUAUUGCCGGCAGAGCUUGAUGCAAAGAAUGUGGAGGACGCAUUUCCUACUUUGGAGAUGCAGUCACACCUGGUGGAAUAUGGCGUCCUCGAUUACUUCCCCAUGGAGAUCCAUGGUGUUGUGAAUGCCCAUCAACUUCGACAUGCGUGUCAGGUAUUGAUGGACAUCCAGCCAGCUUUGCGGUCGAUCUUCAUUACUUUCAAAAGUCAAAUAAUGCAGGUAGUCUUGCGCCAGGCUGAUAUUUCCUGGGCGGAAUAUACUGCUCCUUCUGAUACGGAUCUGAUGGAAUGGACGCGCUCUUGGGUAAUGCAGGAUCGAGAACGAGCACCACCAAUGACUCAACUUACAGUUAAUUUCACGCUGAUUUACAACGAGUCCGGCAAAUCCGCAUUCGUCAUCCGUCUUUCACAUGCCCAAUACGACGGUGUUUGUUUGAAACCCUUGUUUCAGCAGCUUGAGGCGAUCUAUGCAGAUCCGGGACGCUCCUCACAGCGGCGCCCAGAAGCAGAUUGCACCAGCUACCGGCGAAUCUGCGCACGUCUACGGACACCCCAAGCCCUUGACUAUUGGAAAUCCAUUUUGGCGGGGAGCGAAGUGACUAGAUUCCCACGAUUGUGCGUUGGCGAGGUGGUCCCAGCUAUCUACUCGGGGGAAUGCGCACCUGCGCCUCCGCCAGCGGGAAUCACGAUGGCGACGGCCAUUAAGGCAGCCUGGGCUUACGUCCUUGCGCGAGAGACUGGGAAAACCGAUGUGCUAUUUGGGCAGGUCACAAAUUGCCGGGGCAUCCAGCCAGGAGCAGGACAGGAGAUUAUCGGCAUGUGUCUGAACACGACGCCUGUUCGAGUUCAAGUCGAACCAACUAUCCGAGUUAGUGAUCUUCUCGCGAUGAUCCAGCAACAACACGUCAAAUCACUUGAGCACGAAACCAUUGAUUGGUUUGACAUGGUGGCACAAAGCACCUCUUGGCCGGCUGAUACUGAUCUUGAUACCGUCGUACUGCAUGAGAACUUUCCCAGUUUGCCUGAGAUUUCCCUUGGAAAUGCUACAGCACAAAUUAAUGAGCCCAUCUUCAAGCCUGUCCUUGUGCGGUUCUUGGCUUCUCCUGAUGAGGUGGUCGGUCCUGUCUGUUGA